Messenger RNA from Corythoichthys intestinalis (scribbled pipefish), 2669 nucleotides. RefSeq names its product heparan sulfate (glucosamine) 3-O-sulfotransferase 4 (gene hs3st4). Bases 652 to 1845 code for a protein of 397 amino acids. The record is from RefSeq and is a predicted model, not a curated record. The transcript is spliced from 2 exons. Lineage: Eukaryota; Metazoa; Chordata; Actinopteri; Syngnathiformes; Syngnathidae. Gene Ontology annotation, molecular function: [heparan sulfate]-glucosamine 3-sulfotransferase activity.
UAACGCGUGUGAGCGAGGAGCGAGUGAGUGAGUGGGCUCACGCCGAGGAUUGCGCGCGCGUCCACAGAUGCUUUGGCGACGGGAAAGAGUGGAUGUGUUUUGCAACUCCUCUAUUGACUUUUUUUCUUUUCUUUUUUUACCCCCCCAACUGGCAAACACCUUCUUAUAUCUGCCGGAGGAAGGAUUAUUACUAUAAUGGGUGGAUCAGCGGUUCAGCUGCGGAUGGAUGAGAUGCGCACUUGACCAGCAUCACUUCUUCUUCACUAUCUCUCCUUCUUUCUUUGGGUGCGUGCGUCCACUCUCUCAUUUGGAAGGACGCCAGUCCCACCGGAACCUCGCAAGUUAGCUCCAAUAAAUUCUGACAUUGUCUGUCAGGCAUCAACUAAUCGAUCCUCAAAAGAGAGAGGAAGGGAAAAAAGAGGGGGGACUCAGAAUUUUAACGAUCCCCCCCAUUCCCUCCCCUCUUAUAAAUAUGCAAUUUGUCGCGUUUGGCUCGGCUCGGUCCGGCUUCACGCCUCUCUUUCUUUUUUUAAACAGCAGGAGCUGCAGCAGGGACUGAUUCUUGCUGAUUUCCUCUUUUUUUUUGUCCAUGCAAGACCUGCAGUGGAAACAUGUCUGGCCACUUCCCUGAGAGGACCCCCGCUGUCAGAGAUGGCAUUCUGGUCCGGCACUGUCGCCUCUAAAGUGCCCCGGAAGAUCUUGUUCAUGUUCACCCUCUCCCUGUCCGUCACCUACUUGUUCUACAGCUUGAUGAGCUGCUACAACUCGCUGCAGUUCCCGCUGCAGGACAACUUCGCCUACCAGGCUCGCUCGGCCGGCACCGAGGAGACCACUCUGGCGAGGGAACAACUUUACUCCACCUCGCCAAGCUUCGCUGAGGCUCAGUUCGGCCACGAGAGCACGCUGCUCUCCAUUGUGGACCGGGAGCAGGGCGGCGAUCAUGCGGGAACUCGCCGGGCAUCUCCCACAGAGUCCACCCGCCUCCGGGCGGCCACGGAGGGCGACCUGCGGGUGAACUGUACCUCGGAUUACGGCGAGAAGAAACUGCCUCAAGCCAUUAUCAUCGGGGUGAAGAAAGGGGGAACCCGAGCCUUGCUGGAGGCGCUCAGGGUGCACCCAGACGUCCGAGCAGUUGGGAACGAGCCGCACUUCUUUGACAGGAACUACGAAAAGGGUCUGGACUGGUACAGGGACCUGAUGCCUUCAACGCUGGAGGGACAGAUCACCAUGGAGAAGACCCCCAGUUACUUUGUAACCAACCAAGCCCCGAAGCGCAUCCACACCAUGGCUAGAGACAUCAAGCUUAUUAUCGUGGUGCGUAAUCCUGUCACCAGAGCCAUUUCGGACUACACACAAACUCUGUCCAAGAAGCCCGAGAUCCCGACCUUUGAGGUUCUCGCCUUUAAAAACCGAACCCUAGGUCUCAUAGACGCUUCGUGGAGCGCUUUGCGCAUCGGAAUAUAUGCGCUACACCUGGAGAGCUGGAUGCAGUACUUCCCUCUUUCCCAAAUGCACUUUGUCAGCGGCGAGAGGCUGAUCGUGGACCCCGCAGGCGAGAUGGCUAAAGUCCAGGAUUUCUUAGGCCUCAAGAGGAUCGUGACAGACAAACACUUUUACUUCAACAAGACGAAAGGUUUCCCAUGUCUGAAGAAGCCAGAGGACAGCAGCACUCCCCGCUGCCUGGGAAAGUCAAAAGGAAGAACUCACCCCAAAAUCGAGCCUGACGUGAUUCGACGGCUGCACAAAUUCUAUAAGCCCUUUAACAUGAUGUUCUACCAAAUGACUGGACAGAACUUUGAAUGGGAGCAGCAAGAGGAGAGCAUAUCUCGAGGCUCUCUGGUCUAGCGGGCAGAGCCACCCACAAGCCUUCUACAAACUCUUCUUUAAAAAAAAAAAAAAAAGAAAAGAAAACCGAACUAUUCUAUUCCAUCUUCAGAGGGCACACUAGGAUGCAAUCAUGGCACUGUCCAUUUGCCUUCUCCCCUUCCCCUCAUAACUAAAUGUUGUUGAAGAUGACAGAUGAAUAUUGUACAUACCAAACAUAAAAUAUAUUUAUAUUUGUGAAAAAGGAUGAUCUAUUCGUUUGUUUUCAAAUGAUAAUGCAGAUUUUUCUCUAUAAUAACUCACAGAAGAAGUUAUGACAUGGCGGUGACACUGGCUGACCCUCUAAAAAGUUUAUUGUUGAAUAAAAUGAUUACUGCCGACCUCUAAAUUGACAAGGCAACAAAAUUUGACCGUGGAGUUCUUUCCAGUGAGAACCAAUUGUGACCUUAUCGUCAACAUGAGAAGAGUAAUAUUUCUGUCAAUUCAAGAAGCCAAUUGAUAUUGAGUGGUGGUGUCCAGCCUCCAGCUGUAUGAAGGCAGCUAAAGGCAAAUGUCAAACAGUAAACUAAAUGUUCCUUUUUUAACCUUCAGGGAUUAUUGUUCAUGUCAGCAAGGCAAGCAUAUUGAUUCGAAAACAUAUCCAAGUCGACUGCAGUCCAAAGGUCCAAAGCCACUCUUUUGUUUCAUUAAGAUUAUUGUUGAAUAACAGUUUAAAUAAUAUGCAAUUGCUGUUGGUAUGACAGGGAAUGUCAGACAUUUUAUUACUACACUGCUGGUCAAAAGUAUGCACCCACGCAAUUCAGUAAGAUAAUGCUCAAUUUCUCCUAGAAAAUGAUGAAAAUUAC